AUGGCGCUGCCUCCUCCACCAGCACCACCACCUCCACCGCCUCCUCCUCCUAUAGGAGAGGCCAUUCCUCCCUCUUAUCCCGGUCCAGCUCCUUCGAUGCAACCUGUGACAACUGCCCAACCAGCUCCAGACGCUCAAACGGCAUCCCAGCCCAAUACUACCCCAGGAAACGAGGAUAAAAUCUGGGAAAGAUCGUGGACUGUGGACGAGUUGAGAAAGGGGUCAUCAAAUUGGACACUCGCUGCUGAUUCGGGGGUAAGGCUGUCUUACUUUAAUGACUCCGUGUAAAGACUGUAAACGAUAGGGCUAGGAAAUCGUUGAUUUUCUCUAAUUAUUUUUCUGUGACGGAGAUUUUGUCAUUUCUCUUCUGCGUCAUUUCACUGAUGUGUCAAACCACUAGCUGGAAACCUUAGGUGUCAUUAAACUACUUGAACUUUACCAAGUAGUGUUGCUGUUUUCUAUCUUAAAAGGCAAAUCUGUUCACUAUAUGUUUCUCAUAUUUUAUGAGAAAUCUCAUAAAUAUUUAGUACCAUCCUCAAAUGAAAACGAUUACCAUAAAGUGGAGUGGUAAUUUAAUAUUAUUCAAAUUAGCCUACAAAACAUUUCCUCACACAUAUCUGUAUUCAAGUAUCAGGCCAAUCAGCUGUUAUCUAGCAUGAUGAGGAAACAAACUCUACGGCUAAGGAAAUAUUUCAUAUCUUGUCUUGGUUCAUGAGGAAAUGUUUUGUUUUCUCUUCUGUUACAUGGAAUUAGGCAUUUGAAAAGGUAAUUAUUAUGCACAUAGGAAGUUUUAUUUACCUUAUUGGUAACCCUUCAACCAAGCAUUACUCAUUUCUCAAAAUAUUCGCCACUACCACGGGAAGUUAACAAUUUAUUUUGAAGAAUCCUUCAUUGGUUUGUUGUUAUCCAGGAGUCUUCUGACCCAUGACUUGGCUGGAAAUUAAGCAAACAAUCCUAUAUUUUUUUGCCCUAAGAUCUUCCACUGAACAACUUUAAGGUAUACUGAGAAUAUGGUAAUUGCUAUUUUCACGUACAACUUUUUUCCAUCACAAAAGAACACUGGACUGACGAAGUAAAGACUUUUGUUCAAUGCCAGAGUAAUAUGAGAAAUCAAAUUCUGACAGAAAUUAUUAUUUAAGAUUUUGGUCUGACAUUCUGCUAAGAUUACAGUAUAUCUGCAGAAUCAAGUUGUUGCUGGAGAGAAGAUUCUCGGAGUAUUGCUAUCUCAGCUAAGGCUAUCCACUGCCAUGCACAAUGUCACAUCAAAACUUAAGAAAAUAGAGUUGAUUUCAUUUUGACUGUCUACCGUAUCUACUUUUUAGAAACUACAUCUCACAUGAAGUCUUUUAAUACUUUGCCUUCAGUGGAAACUAUAUUAUUAUCAGCUAAAAACUGUUGUGUAGUCCUCUAAAUUUUAUUUUUCAAUUUCCAGUUUCUCCUUUAUCUGCAAGAAUUCUCUCAACGAAUUAUUUCACAAACUCACGACAUUGAGACUCAAGUGGAUGGGCUGAUCAACAGUACAAAAGUGGGUGAAAAAUUUAUUUUCAUUGUUUCAUUGAUACAAACAUCCAUUUAAGUCACGAAAGGCUUGCUGUGUUAAAUUUAUUUUUCUCUAUAAUUGUCUUGUUUUUCUUAAUAAUUGCGUUUUAAUUUUCCUCAUGGGUCAUAAUGAAAAUGAAAACAUGGAGAAGAAUUUUAAAAUAUGUUUUAUUCUAGAGAAAAGUCUUGUGCCCAGAAGAAAUUUCAACAUUUCUUUUGCAUGAGUUUCAUAAACAUUUUAUUGUAUUUUGCUUCAUUGGUUGAUUGACUGGCUUUUUUUUGUCCACAGGGAAUGGAUUCUAAAGUGCAGAAUACAAUGAAUGACUUUUUAAUGCUGUCUAAUACGCAAUUCAUUGAAAAUGUGAGUGUGUUUCUUCAAAUAAUUGUCUAAAAUAUGUUUUUGGUAUACUCAUCAGAGCUGUAUAUCAUCAUAUUUAUAUAUUUACCCAUUUGUGACAUUUGUUUUGCAAGGGUGAGCUUCUUCAAGGGUGCAAACUAAACAAAAGUUCACCCAGGGUUAAUCUGUGUUAUGGAUCAGCUUAUAAAACUACAAGGGAAAAGAAGAAUGAUUAUUAACAGAAACUAACUAUAAUUGCUUUCUCUUGCUUUAUUGUUAGUAUUGUUUCAAGUACAGCCUCUUUUUUACACUGUACAGACACCUUAUCCUGUUUUGCAGUGAACAAAACAAGCAAUCUUGCGGUGUUCAUAUUAACUUAAGUAAUUGUCUAUUUUUUUUAUCAGCGUGUUUAUGAAGAGGAUGUCAGUAAAGAUGAGACAAAUGAGGAGAAGGAGAAAGCUCCUGAACCAGAAAAGGUAUCUUGCAUCAUUCUCAAUGUCAUUGCAUUAAGGGGAUUCUUACCUUGUACACCCCAGCAUUAGUAUUCAUAUUCUCCUUUCUGUUCUCUUUACAACUUCUCUGAUAAUAACAAGGAGAAUUUGUUUGACAAUCAGGAGCUCCUUUAUUGAGUGAUGAUUACCUCUAUUCUUAUAACCUUAGCAGUUUAUUCAAGGAUAGUAAGGAGAAAUUAGAGGUUGGUCACCCUUCUGGGAUUUAAGGGUUAAGAUUUUCUUACCUGUCACCUCUUCCCCAUUUUUCCCCUCUUUGCUCCUUGGCCUUUGAACUCUCACUCUGUACCUUGGGUACAUCAGAAAAUAUGGCAUAGCUCAGUGUCAACUUUUUCUCAGGGUUUAAUAUUUGUACUCUCAACAGGCAAAAACAAGGGAGCAGCUUGAGGCAGAGGUUAUUCCUAAGCUAAGUGAAGCUCUUAGCCAUGGAGUUGGGGUUAUGGAUAAUGCAUUUGUUGCAGUUGAGCUCACAACGGAACGUGAGUAUUAAUUUGAUCAGUGGUUCACCAGCACAUUUACCUUUAUUUUUAGUUAACCUUUAAACUCCCAAGAUCUGAUUGUUAAUUCUCCCCUCUUUCCACUACAUAUUUUCUUGUAAAUUAGCUUUGAGAAUUUGGUUUUAGAUCAAGAUAAAAACCUCUACCUGAUAAGUUUGUGUAUUCUCAUUACCUGUUUGCUGAUUAAUGUCUGGAUAUCACGAGGAGAAGUUACAUGUUAAUCACUUCUGUAAGUUUAGGGGUUAAGUUUCCUACUCAAGUGUGUAAUAACCAAUUGUGUGUUUUUUUGCUUAAGUUCAUAAACUGAAAUCUCUUCUCCCAAAGAUGCACAUAAUUCUUCAAUUCUUUGUAAAGCAACCAUUAAUUGCCUGCUUAAAAAUGAUUGAAUCAUUCAAGACUAUUUCCCUCGUGCAGAUUCUGAUGAUGAAGAAGAAGAUGAUGAUGCCAAGACAGCAUUUAAGCCACAAGUGAUUUUGGAGCCCAAGGUUUGUGAACUAUUUUUUAAUCACCCUGUUUUCUGGAUUUGAUGUUAAUCAGCUACUUAAUGAUGAAGGAGGCUUCAUGCCAUUUGAAGGAUGUAGGAUAAAGACCUAACAAGGAACAAUGUUUACACUGUAAGUCUCCCUUCUCACUCACAACUUUCUCUUUUUUCACCUUGAAGGAUGUUUAUUCCAAUCGUCCAUUGCCACAUCUGAUUGGAAGUGGAGAUUUCUUUAGGGAUGAGCUGGUUGGCUUGGGUGAAUCUUCAGGAGAAGGUAAAUAUAAUUUCAUACUUGAAGUGAAUCAAAAAGUCACAAUUUUGCGUGGGCCAUCUCUGAACUGUCAGGGAAUGAAUCAAUGGAAAAUGUUGAGCAGCUUCAUGGGAGAAAUGCUGAAAAGAUUUUUGUGUUUAUUAUAUGAUUAUAAACAGAAGAUGAAGGUGAAGAGGAUGAGGAAGAAGCGUCUUCCAGUAGCAGUGGAAGUGAAACUGAAUCCACAGCCAGUGGAGAAUCUAGUAGUGAGGUAAUAAUUAUAAUCAUCAUCAUUAUUUUCAAAAUUACUGACGGAGGCAGUUUUCAUUGCAACCUUUUUUGAAAAUUACUUAAUCUUGAUUGAACCACUAUGGAAUACUAUUCAGUUUUUGUAAUUUUAAACAUUGAAACUGUGUGAUAAUGAAAAGGAUUAUCUUCACAUGAUUAAAAAUGCUAAUGGAACUUAUUUUUUGAAGUCCCCAGUUGUAGAAAGGAUAUAAAGAUGUCAUUAGCUUUCAUUGGAUAGUUUGAUUUUAUGUGUGUUUGUUGAUUUGCUUCAUAGAGCUCCGAAGAGAGUGGCAGCGAAUCAGACACAGAAAAGCUGAAAGAGACAGAGAAAAAACAGAAAAGCAAGCCAAAGGUAUAUUUAAGACAGACAGAUGCAUAAAGCAGUGGAAAGUGUAAAUUGAAAUAUUUGAUACAUGAUUUAGCUUUCAGCAAUAAUACAAUGUACAAGCAUUUCCAGAACAGAAGUGAAGAUGUACUGAUUGUCAUGGUUAAGGUUUUUUUUUUUUCUUUUCUUUUUUUAAUCUUCACCUCUAAAGCAUUUUCAUUACAGAAGGCAAGAAAAUAUAGAUGUGUAAAGAGGUGUACCUGCAUUGAGAUUAUUUGAUUUUAUCCAAGAAAAUUAUUGAAUCAGAAGAAGAUGAUGAUGAUCUGUUUGGUGAAAAGAAGAAGCCGCCAGACUCAGAUGAAGAAGAUGAGAAGAGUGAUGAUGAGGAAGAACAGCCAAAGAAGGUAAAACGGUUUGAACUGCAGUUAACUUAACUUCUCCCUAUAAUAUCCAUACAUUAUCUAGCAGACAGGUAGUGAGAAUACUCAAACUUAUCAGGUAAAGGUUGUCAUCUUGAUCUGACACAGCAUUCUCCUAACUUAUUUACGAGGAAAUGUGUAGCAGCUAGAGGGGAGAAUUAACAAUCGGAUCUUGGGAAUUAAAGGGUUAAAGUUCACCUGACUAGACUUUAUCAAGAGGCUGUGAAAUUGUUGAAAUUGAAGUUGAAAGCCUCAGGAAGCACAUUGAGGCAACAAUGCUAUUGACAUGACAGAUUUAGGUCAUGGGUACUGGAACUAGUUCAUGCAAAGAAAUUAGGCCUUUAGAAAUGAAAAUGAAAAUGUUGUUAGUUUUGGGAUUUUGUCUCUAGACUUACUUAUCAAAAGAAGGACCAUCCCCAAUACAAGAAAAAAAUUAUUAAGGGGAUGUGUCACUGCACAGUCAAAUCAUUAUUCUCAAGAGUGACUUUAAACUCACCAAGUGAUCAAGUAAAUGAAAAGAAAGGGAAAGUCUUAACCCUUUACACCCUAACAUCAGUAUGCAUAUUCUCCAUACUGUUCUUAAUACAUUUCUUAAGGUGCUGACAAGGAGAAUUUGUUUACUGAUCAAAAGCUUCUUUUGUUGGUGAUCAUUUCCUUUAUUCUCAUGACCUUAAUGUGUGAUUCAGGGGUGAUAUUGUGGGGAGAAAUUAGAUGCUCGUCACUCUUAGGGUUUAAAGGGUUAAAGAAACCCUCAAAAUGUGACCAUGCUAAGAAUGGUGUAUGGUUAUGUAGACUCGAGUUUGUAGGAGAAUCAGAUAAGAAAGUAUAGCUGUAUGAUUGUUCAAGAAGAGUUUUAACAAUGAGCCCAUAACAAGAGUCUUCACCCUUUACACUCUCACAUCAGUAUGUAAGGAUCCACUGUAUUCUAUACAUUUCCCAUGUUACUUACAAGGAUAAUUUUUCCAACAAUCAAAAAAAACUCUUGAGUUUGCGAUCAUUUUCUUUGUUAUGACCUUUAGGUUUGAUUCAGGAGUGAUAUUGUUGGGAGAAAAUGAAAUGCCUAUCAGUCUUAGGGGUUAAAGAGUUAAGAGAGUGAUAGAUGUGAUUGUUAUAAUUCCAGGGCUGGUGAUGUAGACUGCUGAAUAGGAAUUUCUUUUUCUCCACAGCCAAAGGGUGGUUUAGACUUUGCCUCUGAACUUGCAGCAAGAAUUGGAGUUGCAAAGGUGAAGCAACCAGACAGUGAUGAAGAUGAUAACAAAGAUAAGGUGGCUGAUGGUGAGUGGAGUGACGAGGAGAAUCAAGAGUCUAAAACUGUUGAAGUUCAGGAAAAACAACGCAGCUUGACGAAAAACAGUUUAACAAAAAGCCGCAGUGACAGCAAGACAAAAGAGAAGAAGUCUCAUCACCACCACCAUCAUCAUCAUCAACAUCAUGACAAAAGGGAGCGGACUGAGUCACAGGGAGAGCACAAGCAUAGAAAACGACGCGGCAGUAAGACCAGCCACUCUAGUGUGGACAAGCAUUCAGUUACCGCUGAGGAUGGUGAGAAAUGGUCAUGUAAAAUUAAUGAAUAUUUUUUAUAUACAUUUUCCAAGUGUUCAUUUCUUCUUUUGUCAGAUCUGUUUAGCCAGUCAAGUCCUCAAGAAGAUGGUCUCUUUGGAGGUGAAGGAACUCCAUUUACAAAGAAAGGAGGGCUGUUUAGUGGUGGAGGAAAUCUCUUUGAUGAUGUUGACGAAGACAAGGUGUGACUCAUAAUACUUGGGUUACUUGUUAGUAAAGGCUUUUGCAUGUUCUCAUCAUUGGUCCAAAGGUUUUUCUCUUUUCCUCCAUUUUUUCCUGCUUGUGAAAAAAAGUUAAAAAAGUUUCACCACAUAUCAUCUAGAAAACAAUCUUUUACCACUUGGAUUAGUGUUGGUCUUUCACCUAAAAAUGUAGAGUUUGCCUUUGGAAAUUUUUCUUGCACUGUAUUGAAUUUUUAAUUAAUGAAGUAAAGAUAAAUGUAUCUCAAGUCCCAUUAAAAUAUUUGACUUUGCUAAUACUGGGUUCAAAUGAAUGCUGGGAUUAGCCAACCCUGUACCAGGUCCUUCAAGGGGCAUGUUGUUUCACCUGGCCUUGAUCUUUGUUGUUGUUGUCCCAGAUGCAGGGCUGAAAAAGCCUUACAAAUUCUUUGAAAAUUGUAUGUUAGCAAACAUUUUUUCUUUCCCUGAUGGGCCAAGGAGAUCAUUGAUCUAUGUGGGAUUGUGAAAAUGACCAUAGACAUCCUGAAAGUUACAAAAUUCUAAUGGAAAUGUUUUAUUUCCAAUUUGUGGGCUAGCCAACUUGCAGCUUGGUAAAUAUCCACCAUUAUUCACCUCCACUUCAGUGAAUAACUGUCAAAUAUUGUGCAACACUUCAUUAUAAAUAUGUCUUAUUUUUUUUCAAACACAGGGUGACUUGUUUGCUGAGGCUUCAACUACGAAAACUAACAAACAAGAAGGACCAACAGAAGGUUGGGAAAUUUUGCACUAAAAAUGUAUAGGGAUGUUGAAAGUUAAAUAUUUCUUUUUAUCUGUAACUGACUGGCGCUUUCUUUUUCAGCAGAAGAAGAAUCUGUUCAAGUUAAACCCAGAGCAAGAAGCACAGCAAGUGGGAAAAAAAUCCCAGCUGGAGCCAUCUCGAUAUUUGGAGGUAUUUUUUUUUUCAGAUAUUAUUUGAAAAUGACUGGGCAGACUGGAUGUUACAAAACAAGUAUAUUUACUUUUUUCCCAGUUCACAUGUCUCAAGAGUGAUUGGCUUCCAAUUUCUCCUCACAGUAUCACCCUUAAAUCAAAUAUAAAGGUCAUGAGAACGAAGGAAAUUAUCACCAGUUUAAGAAGCUCUAGAUUGUCGAGCUAAUUCUCUCUAUCAGAACCAUAGGAAAUAUAAAGAGAACAGAGUGGUGAAUAUAAAUAUUAAUUUUAGGGUGUUAAUUAAGACAAUACAGAGAGAUGGAUGUGCAAAUUAAUUGUAACAAUUCUUUCCUUUAGAUUCUGGUUUGUUUGGAUCACCAUCACCAACAAAAGAGGUGAGGGUUCAGUUUAUUUGAUUGGAAAAGGUGAAAAUUAGCAGUUUGAUGCUGAUUUGUUUUGAGGUUUCUGUUAUAUAUAUGUGUCAUGGCUAAAUAGCAUUUUGCAUUUGUGUAUCAAGAGUAAGUAGGGAUUGCAUUUAUUUGCUUGAAUCCAUGAAAAACUACUUGUAGAACCAAUUGCAAUUUUGUUACUCAAAUUUCUGAAAUUGGAGCUACUACCAGGAAACAUACUGUAGACAUCAGCUGCUUCUGCAAUUUGUGUUUGUUCUUAUUGGCAUCUGAAACCUUCUUUCCCUUUUGGAUUAAUUUGAGUUUGGGAAUGGGAUGUAAUCUGUGGUUUAAUCCUUCACUGCUUCUACAAAAGAAAACAAAAAAGCUAGGGUGAUAACAAAUCCCACUUUAGAUUUUGACAACUUUAUUACAGCAUGUUUUGAAAUAGGUUGUUGUUCAUCGUGGUAGUUGGAUGAUAUUAUAAGUUUGUUCUGUUGUCUUACGACAAGGUCACUUGAUGUAGAAUGUAACAUUUUGACUGCUUACAGCAUACUCUUAGUUUUCUUUUGUUGGAGGCAUUUCCAUCCAUUGUAUAUAAUAUGACUUUCUUUUCUUUCUAUUUCUUCUCACUAAGGACAUUACUACCAGUCUGACUAAAAACCAUCAAAAGCACGAGGAAACUGAAACAAAACCCAAACCCAAGAGUGGAGGGGGUGGGGGUGGUUUGUUUGAUGGUGAUGAUGAUGAUGAUCUGUUCAGUGGUACAACUUUUAAACCAUCUGCUGCGUCUCCGGUAGUUCAAGGUAGAUAUCUUUCUUGAAUCUCUAUAUUAGCGUGCAAAUUCUCAACAACACCUCAGUUGUAUUGUCUCAGUGAUUGAAAAUAUUGUGGACAAGUUGUUGUCAUUGUGCAUACUCACUUUUUCCAUUUCUUCCCCAAUUUUUUUGUACUUGAAUCAGAGAUUUUGGACAAGAAGUUAAUUUUUUCAAACACUUCUUUUGUCAUGUUGGAUUUUUUUUUCAAACUAUCAGAAAGAGUUAGGGGAUCAAAUUUGGUUCAUAUCACAGAUACAAAAAGGAGUAGUUUCAUCUUUUGUUGUUGUUGUUGUUGUUGUUGUGAUCAUUGUUACAAACACUAUCAUUCUCCUUUGAAACAGAAACUGCAAAGACCAAACCCGCAGCAAAUAAAGUUGAUCUGUUUGGUGCUGACAAUGAGGAUGAAGAUGAUGAAGGUGAUUUGUUCAGUGGAAAACCUGCAGCAAAGGAACCUGCUCAGGCCCCCCCAAAGAAAAAGGUGUGUUCAAAAUAGCAAAUCUCUCUUCUUAUUUCAGCAUGUCUCAGUUUUCAAAUUACCAGGAUCUUCAUCGUCCUGAUAAACUGGGUGAGAAUAAUCAUAACAUGGUUUACUCUGCAAAGAAGCUAAAUAAAAAAGUGCGUCAGGUUAGAGUAAUGCGUUCCUGUUUCUUGCACUGUUUCCUUUAGCUACCAGCUGGUGCAGUGUCCAUGUUUGGCAGUUCACCACCUCCUUUACUGAUGGGCAAGAAUACUAUUGAUGAUGAAGAGGUGAGUUUGUCUAAUAUUUGAGAAUUCUAGCAUAGAUUGCAUUUCAGUAGAAAAUAAAAAGUAGAACCUCACUAACUUGAUCGGUGUAACUUGAGUUUCCCUUUGAUAUUAUUAUGAUAAUGACCUUUUCCUUGCUUAUAGGGAGUUAUGAAUACCUCACAUCGUGAAACACAUUAUAUAACAAAUAUCUUAUUUGAAAGCUAAAAUAUAUUAUGAAAGAUGAAUGCAAUGCCCAAGGGUGAUUUGAAAACAUCAGCUUGCUUUAAAAAUUUCCCUCCGAUUUGAUAAUUGAGAAUGAAAUUUUUAAAUGACCUUCUUAUCUAAGAUUAUAUAGUCAGUCCUGACUGAUUGUAUUGUUGAGAGCUUUUGAAUUAGAUUUUGAUUUUUUUAAACUAGUUCUUUUGCUAUUAUUACUCCACAGAAAGAUGAUACUGGGUUGUUCAAGGCAUCCGCCGUUGCACCUAAAAAGACCGAAGUAAAAACUUCCCCUGCUCCUCAGCUAACCAAGUCAAAAUCCGGGGGAGGACUAUUUAGUGAUGAAGACGAGGAAGAAGGGGGAGGGUUGUUUGGGGCUUCAGCUACAAAACCACAGCCCAAGGAAGAACCAAAGUCCAGACCAAAAACAAAGACAACGAUUAGUCUGUUUGAUGAUGAUGAACAGGAUGAAGAGGAGGAUUUCUUUGCUGCACCAGCAGUUUCAAAACCAGCCAAGAAUGAGCCAACCAAGGACAAACCCAAGGAGGAAGUUAAGGUCACUAAUCUAAUUUCAUUCAGGUCAUUCAGCAAUUUUUUUGUAACAGGUUGCUGUUACAGAUGCCUUCAUAGCCCAAUGAAGAAGUCAAAGUCACAAAUCUGAUUUCAGUUAGUGAUUUUUUGUAACUGGUUGCUGUUGCAGGUGCCUUUAGUUAGAAAAAUUGCGAAGAAUAAGACGCGAUGAAAUAUACGCUUUAAAUUUACAUGGUUCUAAAAAGCUGCCGGACUGCUGUUAGUCUGAUGAAGAGAGCUUUUCCUGGAAGCUUAACCAUAACUGUUCACACAGAACUAGAUUUUAGUGAGUUGGUGGUUGGUGCAAAGGAAAAUAAUACUAUUUCAGGUUAUGUUUUAAACGUGAUCGUGUCACUGAGUGAUCAAUUACUAAAUUGUCUCUGACUGGAACCCUUCAUGAACACUUUGUUUUACUGCAGGAAACUAAGGCACCCAGCGCUAAGAUUUCAGGGCUUUUUGAUGAUGAUGACGAGGAUCUGUUCAAUUCGCCAUCACCUAAACCUUCCCCCUCUCCCAAUGUCACGCGCAAGGAGGACAAAAAAGUAUGUGGUAAAACUGAGUAUUUUAUAGGGAAAAAAUUGGUUAUGAAUAUUUCGAUUUGCUCUUAGAAAUUGCUUUGUAUUUUUAUUGACGUGAUUGGCUGAUUGACAGACUUUCUUUCUGAAUGAUUGAUUAACGGACCGUCUUGACUCAAAUUAUUGACUGAAUGGCGACUGACUGAUUGAUUUAUUGAAUGAUUGAAUGACCAACUGACCAAGUGAUUGAUUGACUCACUGAUUGAUAGAUUGAUCGACCGACUCAUUGAUUGAUUGACUGAUUGAUUGACUGACUCUCAUUGAUUGAUUGAUUGAUUGAUUGAUUGACUGACUGACUGACUCACUGAUUGAUUGACCAACUGACUGAUUGAGGCUUCGUCGCUUUUCUUCUUUCAUUGUUUUACUUUCCUAAUUUUUUUAUAGGAAGAAACCAAGCCUAAUAGGAGUUCUUCAAAAAUGCAAUCUUUGUUUGAUGCUGAUGACGAUGAUGAAGGGAUGUUUGGAGGCACAUCGGAGGAUAUUUUUAUCGCGUCGACGGUAAAAACAAAACAAUAAAUACCAAAUAAUUAGUAAACAGGUUUUAAAAUGAUGGUAAAUUUAACUACCUCUAUGGAUGAAUUUCUUUCGGAAAUAUUAGAUGUCUUUGUCAUUGUGCGCGCUUAGUGAAGAAUGACUGCUUAUCUUUCAAAUGUUUUCUCCAGUCUCCUCAGAAGUCAUUUGAGUCCGUGUCACCUUUAUCAGCGGCCAUAUCAGAAACGGUUCCGCCUCUUGACGGCACAGAUGAAGUUUCAAUCAGCAAAGCGAAACCUAAACCAUCCGCAACAACAGCAGCGGCACCGAAAGCCAGUCUGUUCAGUGAUGAAGAUGAUGACCUGUUUGGAGGGAAUUCAGUGGAGGAACCAAAAGUCGAGGAGAAGAAAGAAGUUAUAUCAGAGAGCCCGAAACCUAGGAAACCAGUUGGCGCAGUUUCCAUGUUUGGUGGUGUUGAUCUGUUUGCGGGUAAGAGGCCUUCGUUUCUGGGGGAAAAGAACAAUGCAGAGAGCUCAGAGCCAGUCAAAAAAGAAGAAGGUUUGUUUCCUAAGUAGCCUUUGUUUGUGUUUGUCACGCCACACGUUGUUUUGACUCGAUACGCUCUCUCCGCUAGAGAGUGUUAUUUGAAAGACAAAACAACAGUUGUUGAGGUGAUUGCUUUAGUUUCGACUCUUUGAGUUUUGAUGAUUCUGAAGUCAAAAUGAGAUGCCAGCAAUAUAUGUGAACUUUUUAUUGUUUUUACGAUCAGACAAGCCAGCCACCACUGAGAAAGAGGCAGACUUAUUCGGUAGUGAACAAGCUGAAGAUGAACUGUUUUCUUCCAAACCGAAGAAAACAAAACCAAUCGCACCCCCUUCCAAAGCCAAGCCAAGUUCAGACUUGUUCGGUGCAUCUCCCGAAGAUGAUCUGUUCUCUGCUCCUAGCAAACCACCCUCAGGUAAGACUAGGAGAUUAAUCCCGUCUCGGAGCGGUUUCGCUGUUGGAUAUACUCCAUCGUAAAAUUUUAAGGUGUUAGAUGUUUGUUACGAGCGUGGAAAAAUUACAAUUCUGAGUCCACCGUGAGGCUUCCGGUCACAGUUCUGAAAUCGUGUUUGAAUGGUUUAAAAAUUCAGCUGAGGAACGUAUAACUCGAUGUUGGGUUCAUUAGGCUCACAUACGACACGCGUCUUGAUCAACAAUGUCGUCUGAAAAAACCCUUUGGCUUCCAUGUUUUUGUUUUUUUUUUUAACAUGGUUGCUUUCUAAAGAAAUGUUUUCGUCUUGUCACGAGGGUGGGACAAAGAAACAUUUCGAACCUCAGGCCUUCGGAUUCCGCUCUCCAAUCUUCUGCCACUGAGCUAUAGAUACUCUACGAUGAUCCAAGAUAUUACUAAGUUGAUAUGUGACAUGCGUUCCGCACUCUGCUCGGUUCAGCAAUGUCGAAAGCUUUGGGUGAGUAAAACAGAAUACGAGAGAUGGUGCAUCCUAAGCUCGGUAAUGAAAUGAAGAAAGAUGUUGUAGAUGAGAGUUCACGCAGCAGUUCAUUUGUCGUCUAAUUCCAGAACCGAAGCCAGUAAAGCCCCCGGUUAUCUCGAAACCAGACGUGGAGGAUGGACCAACCCAACCCGUUGAGCACGUGGAACCUGUCAAACCUGUAGAACCAGUAAGACCCAAGAAACCUGCUGGAGCGGUGUCCAUGUUUGGUGGUGUGGACCUAUUUGGCGGCAGCAAAUCACCGCCAUUUUCAGUGGCGGCCGCCAAAUCACGUGUACCUGUAAAACCAAAAGGUAGCACGGUCUUUCUGUUUUUGCCGUUACCUAACCGUGAGACCACCAACACGUCAUAUAUAGGGUUGUGAGAAUUGUUUUUGCCUCAACCCUGAAAGCUCCAAGAGUGACCAGCAUCUGAUUUCCGCUCUUCCCCCCCCACCCCUCCCAAUCCAAGGAAAAAAGAGAAACAGUUUUGGGUAUGUUUUCCCCUACAAUGUCUUUGCUAAUUUUUUUUGCAGAUCCCUUAGGAGGGGAUGACGAAGAAGACUUGUUUUCUUCAAAAUCUAAAGUUAAAAAAGAAGCUGAGCCUGAGGUGAAGUUGAGUCUCAGUAGUUAAUAAGGUUCUCUAAGUAGCCAAGGUAACAUUCAGUAUUAAGUUUAUAUAUAUAUAUAUAUAUAUAUAUGUGUAUGUAUGUAUAUGUAUAUAUAUGUAUGUAUAUACAGUUCAAAAUAACUAAAAUGAAACACGCAUGAUUCUCUGUUACUCUGAGUUUCGUGCUUACGCACUCGUCAGACGAGUGCGUAAGCGCGAAACUCAGAGUAACAGAGAAUCAUGCGUGUUUCAUUUUAGUUAUUUUGAACUGUAUUCCGCUCUACACUCACGUGUAUCGAGCACUUUCCUACAGCAUUUGGUACAAUUUCCCACAAUUAUAUGUAUAUAUAUCGGAAUGUAAACAGAUUUAUUGCUCGAUGCAGUUCAAAACCGCUUAUCCUUUAUACUGGUAUACACCACACUUAACUUUAAAACCAGUUUACCAACCAGAACUGAAAAAAAACGACUUUCUCUGUUUAUUUUAGCCGUCAGGUCCACUUCCGGUACCCAAGGCAGCCUUGUCACCAUUCCCCUCAAGCGUCAGCCCUAAAACGUCGCCGGUGAAGCUUGGGUCGGGAAUUGAGAAGCUGCAGGUAUUUAAUCUGCUUUGAAAGGAAGAGUGACAUCAUAUCUGAAUCAUUCUUUUUUCUCGAUCUUUGUGAAUCCUUUAAACUCUACUAGUAACUAGUCUCUAAUUUCUCCCCACAAUAUCACCCCUGAAUUGCACAUUAAGGUUAUGAGAAUAAAGGAAAUGAUCAUCAGGGAAGGAACCUUUUGAUUGGCAAGCAAAUUCUCCUUGUCAGCAGAGUAGGAAAUGUACAAAGAACAGUGUGAAUAAUUUGCAUACUGAUGUUAGGAUGCAAACGGUUAAGGAAUAAGAGACCGAAACAUAAGAAUGAAACACGACGAGUGAAGCUUUUCACCUUCUAACUGAACCUUAAGAAGCUAAGCCAUUGUUUGUCUUUCGUGAAAAUAGAAAUCCAUGUAAUAACAUACGUGAAAAAAAUUUUGCGCGUCUGAUGGGCUGAAAGCGAAUGCAUUUUUUGCGUAACACGAAUGCAAAGUCGUAACACGAGUGCAAAGGCAAAGUUGUAAUACGAGUACAAAUUACAAAUAGUGCGCGCUGCCAAAAUUCGUCUGUCCUGACUUUCUGUGAUGCAUUUUUCAUGUAAAUUAUUUUCAAGGAACAAAAUUAUUUCUCGUGCAAUUUGGUGUAAAUAAGCACUUGUAAAUUUUUCGUAGACUACAAUUUUCACUCGCCGUAUGGGCUCGGUGUACGGUACUUAUUUGAAUGUGUGUUUUUUACUCUUGUCAGAAAUCUCUCGCCUUUAAUCCCGCCAUGUUGAGACCAGGCGCGGCUCCGCCCAAGAAGGAGGCCCCGGCUACUGUAGCUUCAUUUGACGAGCCCGCCAAAGUCACCACCUUGGAGAGCACUAACAAGGUUCGCUUGAAUCAACUCAUUUUAUUGUUUUCUUGAUAUUUGAAACGAGUGAGGGGGAAAAAGUCCCAGUCCUCCUGCAACGUUCAAUUUCUCGGUCGGUUGGUCGCUAACUAAGCUACAGAGAACUUGUUGGUACUCAUAUGUGUAAGGACCUUGCAUAUUGCCAUAUGCAAGGUCCUUAAGUAACAUGCACUUUGCAUAUCAUUGCAAGGAUCAGCAAGGUGAAAAGCAUCCUUUGUGAAGGUGGAAUUAUAAAGAUAGUACGUUUUGAGCGUUGGAGUCUAUUAAAGACAAGUGAAAAAAUCACAACCUUUGCCAUGUCAGAUUUUUAUCUCCUUUGUUUUUUUUCUUUGGUUUCCAUUUCAUCAACUUAUUUUUUUUGCAUUAUGUUUCAGGCUCGCGCCAAAGUGCAAGUCAAGCGCCGUCCUCCAACACGCCAAGCCCGUCGAGCUGCGGCUGCAACGAGUAGUGCUUCGGACGCAUCACUUUUUGGCACAUCGACGAAUGAAGACGAGUCCAUUAGCGCUCGAGUAUCCUGGGGAGGAUUUCCCUCUCCGGAGGAGGGACUGGGAAAGAGUGAAGUGGAUUCUGGGCAGCGACCGUCGAGGACUGAGACCAAGGAUUCUGAUAUGAGCGACGAAUUUUUCGGUUUCACUAGUUCUGAGUCCACGCGGGUCAAGAAAGAUGUCUCCGAGGACCCUUUAGCGGGGGGACUUUUUUCAGAUUCUGUUUCUUCGAAGCCGAAAGUUUCGACAGCUAAUGAACUGUUUAAGGACGACUCCGAUGAUUUAUUUUCAAUUUCAAUCGAGAAAACAAACAAGACAGAUGUAGACGAUCCUUUUUCUGUUGGUAAAACAAAAGAGGAAAAUAAACCUAAGACUGCAGACCCGUUAAUUACAAAUGAUUCUUCUCCAAAUUUACCUAGUGCUACAUCUCCCGAAGAUGAUUUAUUUUCUUCUGGGACAAAUACAAAGGAGAGAAAAUCUGAAGCAAUCUUAAAGGAAACGCCCAGCAAAGAUAAAGAGGACUCCAAGAUUUCCUCGCCUCUAGAUAAUGAUGAUUUACUUUCAGCUGUCCCUAAAGCCGAUGAAAACGUAACUAAAACAAUAGCUGCAAAAGAUACACUCUCCGCCAAACUUCCAGCAAACCUUUCAGCAAAGGCACAAUCGCCAGUCUCAGAUGGCGAUUUGUUCGCGUCAAGUACAGGAAAAGAAGAGGGCAAAUCCGACAAGGGGGAGAAAGAAAAAACGACCGCGGAUAAAAAAUUUCCUUCCCCUCUCGGUGACGACGAUGAUGAUUUGUUUGCCGUGAGUGCACCGGCCAAGAAAGAAACAAAAACUAUUUCAGACAGUGCUGCGAAGAAAACGGCAAGUCCGCUGACCAGCAAGAAGGCGGUUACGAAAGGAAGCUCAAUUCUUGACGUAAGUAGUAUUUGGCUUCCUUUGAGAAGCAUUUAGUGACACAAUUAAGUUUUUCUUACCUGCUUCUGCAAGGAAAAAUAAGAAAAACAUUUUCCUUCACACAAGUACGAUAGCAAUAACUUGUGCCCGGCGCGCGGUCAGCUCAUACGAACGAAAAGGCAGGCAAGCGAAAAUCCACGGGGACUUGGGAAGGAGUAACGAACUAACUAGAGCCUAUUCCCCCCCUUCCAUUUUUUUCUUGCUUGUCCCGAUUUUUCGCUCGUCCUCGGAACCUGGAGUACCUCAGUGCAUCAGGCUACGUACAUGCGGGAUUAUUUUAGUCGUUUUUGUUCGUUAUUUGAAAGACAAGUAUAUAACAGGCGCAAAACGUGUCGUCGCAAAUCUGCGAAGAUGCAGAUGCAAGUUUGAAUUUUUCUCAGUGGAUGAUAUAGCCUGAAAGAAUGAUGGCUUGGAAUCUCUUCGUUUGUCAUUAUGAAUUGAACACGGGAGCGGAUUUCAAGAACUAUUUUUGGAAUAGAUCAGUGGCCUAGUUGUAUAUGAGUUCGUUAAGUUUUUUGGUUUUUUGUUUUUUUUUUUUUUUAAUUUUGUUGUUUUUGUUUUGUAGGGUUUCUUUUCUGUCUUUUUUUCCUUCGGCAAAUCGAGUUCCCGUCCCAACUGCUUGCCUCAACGAGCCUCUUCUUCUGCCAUGCGAUCACAGAUUACCAUUUAGCGCUGAGACAUUUCUGUUUUCUUGACUGAGGCUUGAAUCGGAGGGGAAAAGACACGCCUGCGCGUAUACUAAGACUGUCUAUGAGUCAACUUUGCUCUUGAAGGAACGCGCGUCUCUCCCGCGUGGACGUGUUUCUCUAGCGCGAUUUCGCGUGAAAUUAAGUUGUGAAAUGUUUUCAUUAGUUGAUGCCGAAUUUUUUUUUCGGUAUAAGACAUCUUAAUUUUGGUCUAAAAACAACAGUUUGACAUAAAGAUAACCAUUACUUAGUGGGAGGUCUUUGGAUUGAGAAAAUGAAAACUGUCCCCCGUCGUUUGCGUGGUUCGCGAGUAGUUCCUGUUUCCAUGGUACCGAAAAAACAGCUUUAAUUUGGAACGAUUAUUUGAUAUUCAAAGGCUGAUUUCUUGCAAGAAGGAAUCAUUAGUUAACGCUGACAAUAUGUAAACUGUUUGACACUAAAAACAGCUAUGCCAAAGAGAAAGGGAAAAACAUUUACAUGUCUACCAGCUUAUACACCGACGAAAAAUGUGAAACGUCAUCAAAUAGAUUCUUUUUUGGUUUGUUUGUCUAUAUUGUAAUUUCAAUUGGAUGUUUUUAAUCUAAGUUUGCAGCUGACGAUAAUCGACCUUUUAUUUCAUGUCUAUAUUUAUAUACACAACCAUAUAUUAUUUAUAUUUUUCAAGGGCACAUGACUUUCAGGUGACUUUUAUUAAAUAAGAUAUAUUUAUAAACAUAGAUAUUGAAAAUAUAAAGCGGCAAAACAGAUUGCAAAUUUUCGAAAUCUUUUUAAAAUCUUCGUUUUAUUUCGCUCAAGACUGUUUGUAAUCUUGUGACAAAAUUUCAAGGGUAACUUAGGAGAGUUGUUUGUAAAAAAUUGCUUUUAAUAAAAGAGGAACAGGUGUUAUCAACAUAUGGCUGCCCACCCACUCGCUAAAAAAACCUUUAGUGCUUCGACGUAUCGUUUAAUUUGGAGAAGAGCUGCAAGAGCUAUUGCAGUGAAGACAGCGAAGAAAAACUCUUGUGUGGGAGAUCUUUCAUUUUUCGUUUGUAUUUAUAUCUUCCGCCAUCAAGUUGACAUGCUUAAAAAAAUAUUUUCAAAACAUUUAGCAAAAAUUUUAUAAUGAAAUUUAUAUUUGCGCAGCUCGAGUUUUUCUUGAUCUUGUUUAAAAGGCGUCCAUCAUAUGUGACAUUCGCAGCGCACUCAAAACGUUUUCGUCCAGAUAUGCCUUUGUGUUGUUUUCCUGUGUUUUUGAUGACGUGUUAUCUGAAGGUUUCCAUUUUGAGAAACUGACUUGUAAGUCAUGUUUGUAACGACGUUUCGUAUUAGAAGUUGAAAGGUUUUUUUUUUUUAGUAUGAAUUAUUCUGCUAUAGUAUGAGUUUCCUCGCAGAUUGCUUUUUAACUCGUUUGUUAACUGUUUUCAGGAAGACGACGAUGAAUUAUUCUCCGUCAAAAAAACCGAAGCCCGAAAGCCGAAGAAAGUCGUGAAACCGCUGGGAGACGACGACUUGUUUGGAGACUCGGGUGACAUCUUUAGCGAUAUUCCGAGCAAACCCAAGGGACCUAAAAAGAAAAAGUCUGCAACCACUGCACCCAAAGACGACAUAUUCGCUGAGGGUGCGGCUACUGGAGGUUUGUAAUAGUUUUUGUUACGGAAAAGUAUCUAUCUAUUAUUGAUUUAUGAAGUUUUUCCCCGAGUGCGAGUUAAGGAAGAAAUACAAGGAAGAGUGAUACCGCCGCCAAUUUUGUGGUGAGAUAGAAUGCUCUACCGAGUAACAUGAGAGCGAAGUCGCCUUCCACGUUCCUGAAAAAAUCGUCAAUAGGAAGGAGACUACCGCUUAAGACUGGGAAAUUCGGCGGGGUUGGCUGGGGUACGAAUCCUUACAGAGGUCUUAGCAUUGUUUUAUCCAACGCCCGCCAGACAUGCGUAACACCUCGUUUUUAGCUCUACUCUCGAUUUGAGAUCUUUUUAUUCUGAUUUUUCACGCAGCAUGUUUGUUAACGUUGUGACAACUGUCUGUUCAUUUACCCAGUUUGUCGGCCAAUCAGGCAUCUUAAAAUUGCCUGUUGAUAAUUUUAAAAGGUUCUUCUCAACCAAUCACGGUAGUCAUCGUCCCAUAUUCAGGCUUUCAGCAUCGUAUAUUCGUUAUCCGAACAUUUCUAAUAACCACGGGUCUACUGUUUACUUUCUUGUCUUAUCGACUGUUUUGGUUCCUGAUUGCUGCGGUUGCCGUACACUGCUGACUCAAAUCUGGCAGGCUCGUUUUCCGUCGCUCUUGGGUCCAGUCUUCGUCCUGCUUUCCCACACCCUCCCCAUCCGUGGGCUUAUUUCUCGUGCGGAGACUAGUUAAUGUUCGAGCCACUUAAGUCAAUGCAAGGUCUGUUUGUAAUUAUCAAAGCGGGAGUUGAAAACGUCGUCUGGAGAGCAGAUUGAAACAUUUCAACGCCAUAGUAGAAACAGUGGCUAUGAUGUGAAUAUUGAUUACUCUUGUUGGGAAAAUGUUGCUUAUGUCAUUUCCGAAAUAUAUCGAAUAGCUUCAUAUCGAGAUCCUUGAAUACCCCGAAAAAUUCUGAAUUUUUAUAUUAAAUUUUGAGCCCUUGAAAGUCCUUCUAGAUUUUUUCCUCUCAAUUUUCCAAGGUGUACAUUUAAAGGUUGUGGUAUUUAUGUAAUCAUUUAUUCGUCAAUUCGUUACAACAGGAGAUGAGCAAGCGCCAAAGAAAACGGCGACAAAAGCCAAGAAGAAAACAGAUAAAAAGCCUAAAACCUCAAUUUUCGAUGACGAUGUACCAAGUAUAUUUGACGAUCCACUGAAUGCUACUUCGAAGUAACAAGUAUUGCGACAAAAAUUUUGUUCUCAAAACUGAUGAGAAGCCAAUCCUUUUACACAAAUAAAUUAGUUACGUAUUUUAUAUAAUAUAAGAAUAAGGUACUGGUUGCUGUCAUUACUAUUAUGUUUUGUGGUAUUUUUUGCUGAUUCUCUAAGAGAAGUACAGUGACGGUACCACAAGAUCAAAGUGAUUCGAGGAAUUUUAAUGUGCUUGAGAUUUCUAUUUUGUUUAGAAGAACGUGAAAGAAUGAAGUGAUUUUCUUGUUGCCUAAAUUUGAGAGAUUAACCAUAUCCCUUGACAGAGCCGAGCAGAAACUCUGUCAAGUACUCUCUUUCAAAACAUUACGCUAAUCCAUUUUACAAGCUCUUGAAAGACAAACCAAGAGAAACAAAACCAUGUUAACAUCUCGUUCCAAGAUGCAGGCUCACGGUUCGUGAAUGUAAUAAAAGUAGGCUACAUUUCCGUGUGCGUCAUUCCCAAUCAAUUUUGAGAUUCUCGCUUUCUAGUACACCGUAGGAAAAAUGGCCUCAUGAAAGAACCACUUACAAGAUUUCCAUUUUUUCAGCCUCAUACAAGGAUUUAAUUAACUUUAAGGUUUAACCUGAGGUGAAAGGGUAAUUAGAAGACAUCAUUAGGUACUCUUCAACAACACAUACGGUAGAGCCACUUUUGUUUUUCUUUGAAUCAAGUCCAACUGAUCCUUCCACACGAAUUAGAAAAAUCGUUUUAGCAGAUUAAUUUUAGUGCCGUUUAAAUUUGGAUGUUUGUAUAGCUAAAGGGGUCAACUUAAAUCUUUAAACCCAAGAUUUGGCGGAUAAGCAUUUCUCAAAGUGUCGAAAAUUUUAAAAGCGAAAGUAUUGAAGCUCGUCUCCCUAGCAAUGGUUAUUGUGAACCAGUGUAGUAAAUAAAUCUAUGUUUGCUCAUGGAUGGGGAAAAUUCAUCGUUUGCGUGACUUCUCAGAUGAAGUCAACCAUUGAAGAUCUCGUGAGGAAAAAAAUUUCUCACUUGGUGUACAAUCGAUUUAUCCUCUUAGCGCGUGAUUAGAGAAUCCUCCUGCCUGAACAAAUACUCACGCAUGCAGAGCAGAAGGCGUAUGGCACGAUUGCAAACAGCGCUGCCCUUGUCAGCAAAUAAUUUUGUCAUUGAAUCAAAUUCCACGUGGGAUCUUCCUGAGUGUAACAUGUCUGGAUGCGCUGGUAUUCACAUGUCUUUCACAUGUUCUAAUCGAUUGUUUUUAUUUUAACCCGAUGGUUAGAAUGCAGGAUCUGUGUUUAAUUAUCAAAACAGGAGUUGAAAACCUCGUCUGGGAGCUGACGGGGAGAGCAAUAUUAUAUAUACAUAUAUACAUUUAUACACCAUUACUCACGUUGAAAAAAUGUUGCUCUGAUUUAUUUGAUAAAAAUGUGGAGUGGAAUUUUUCGAAACCUUUCUUUAUAUUGAAAUUCAUGACUUGUUCCGGAAGUAUUGAAAUCAAAGAUCGCAAUUUAUACCCUUUAAUAGCCACCUGUUUGCCUUUUGCGUAUUUGAUAUAUUUCCUAACUUUUGUAAAACGAAAUAAAGUCGGAGUAAUCCAUGAAGAGAUGAUGCUCUCCCAAUGAUCCUUAUUAGUGGAGGGAACUGUUGAAGAGCAGGUUGUGUCGGAACUCUUCGAAUGCCUCC
Pocillopora meandrina is the source of this 21191-nucleotide messenger RNA. The record is from the annotation of a GenBank genome assembly. NCBI's taxonomy places the organism in Eukaryota, Metazoa, Cnidaria, Anthozoa, Scleractinia, Pocilloporidae.